Molecule: messenger RNA, 1185 nt
Organism: Lindgomyces ingoldianus
Lineage: Eukaryota; Fungi; Ascomycota; Dothideomycetes; Pleosporales; Lindgomycetaceae
Product: putative ER-golgi SNARE complex subunit Sed5
Exons: 2
Coding region: 83-1120 (345 amino acids)
Biological process (GO): vesicle fusion; endoplasmic reticulum to Golgi vesicle-mediated transport; intracellular protein transport
Cellular component (GO): endomembrane system; Golgi membrane; SNARE complex
Molecular function (GO): SNAP receptor activity; SNARE binding
Source: RefSeq, a predicted model, not a curated record
AAACGUCGCGCACACCCUCUGAACCUCCUUCACCCCGACUCAACGCACACCACUGUCUUCGGCUCUAGACGACUCCUACACUAUGGCUGUAUCUAUACAGGACCGCACCGACGAGUUCCGGUCGAUCUUGGCGCAAGCGCAGAAGCGGCAGGCGCACUCCAAGACCGGAGCCCAGCGCCAAUCCCUCCUCUCUGCUCAACAGAAGGCUGAGGCAGCCGGCAGCACUGUGCAUCGUCAACGCUCUGAGUUCGCGCGGAAUGCUGCCGAGAUUGGCCGUGGCAUCUCCGGCACCAUGGCGAAACUCGAGCGACUCGCACAGUUGGCGAAGCGCAAGACCCUUUUCGACGAUCGGCCGGUCGAGAUCGCCGAGCUUACUUUCAUCAUAAAGCAAGACUUGUCCCAAUUGAAUGGCCAGAUCAAGGGACUGCAGGCGCUGACCACAAAGCAACACCCCAAUGCCAAAGCUGGUGGCGGUGACCAGGAGGGGGAACACAGUCAUAACGUUGUGAUGCUGCUACAGGGCAAGCUAGCGGAUGUGACGGGUAACUUCAAGGACGUUUUAGAGGUGCGGACGAAGAAUAUCCAGGCAUCGCGAUCACGAACCGAGAACUUUGUGUCCUCAGCCGCGUCCCACUCUCAAACGAACCUCGACCCCGCCAGGACCGACUCCCCUCUAUACCAGACCCCAUCCCGAGGAAGAUCACCCGGAGGCUUCAAGAACACCACCGCUGCGCAGCAAGACAUGUUGUCCCUGGAACCGUCAGGAUCGUCUGCACUGUCUCGAAGUGGCCCACAGUCUGACGCACAGCUCUUGCUCAUGGAGGAAGCCCAGCCGCAGAAUGUCUAUAUUCAACAGAGAGGCCAGGCCAUCGAGGCUAUCGAGAGCACAAUAGCGGAACUGGGGAGCAUAUUCGGUCAACUUGCGCAGAUGGUCUCGGAGCAGAGCGAGCAGAUUCAGCGCAUUGACGCAAACACCGAAGAUGUGGUGGACAACGUGCAGGGCGCACAGCGGGAAUUGAUGAAGUAUUGGAGUCGGGUCCAAGGAAACAGGUGGCUCGUGGCUAAAAUGUUUGGCGUUUUGAUGAUAUUUUUCCUCCUCUGGGUCCUCAUUGCGGGAUAGACCCCACUAUCCAUGUCAUUUUAUCAUGAGCAUCCGCAUUUUCCAAGGCGUUCACAAAGACGAGG